CCAAAAAGCCAUCACCGCAAUUCCAGUCACUUGACUCAGCUUUGACUUCGGUCGUCCACUCUUUCACAACCCUAUAAGCUUGCAGCUUUCAUCACGUUCUUUUUCACUUCCAAAAACAAACUACCCUUGUUCGUUUCUACACGUUCAGUAUACCAAACAACAUAUUCAAGAUGCGUUUCACCGGAGCUGUUUUCUUCGCCGGCGCCGCCAUGGCCGGUAGCACUAUUUACUCGACUGACUUCGUGACCAUCACCUCGUGUGCCCCCACCGUCACCGAUUGCCCGGCCAGGUCCACCGUCACCUCCAGCACCGUCUACCCGGUGUCCAGCGGUGUCGUUUCCAGCGCCGUCACCAGCGCUGUUCCCGCCCCCAGCCACUCUGCUCCUUCCAACGGCACCGUGCCCGGUUACCCUACCGGCCCUGCCGUCUCUCAGAGCGUUCCUGUUGGCACUCCCAGCGCUCCCGCCCCGGCUGCUAGCUCCCCCGCCAGCUCUGCGUCCAAGUCCACCCCUGCCGGUGGUUACCCUACCGGUGGCGUUCCCUCUGCGUCUGCUCCUUACCCUACCACCAAGGUUCCCCAGCAGCCCAGCUACGCCACCUCUGUGAUCCCCAUCACCUACACCACCUGUGUGCCCACCACCACCGUCAGCUACUCGACCAUCACGGUCACCCCCUCUGCCCCCGCCGGCACUGGCGUCCCCUCUGUCCCUGGUGCUCCUCACUCCACCGGCUCUUUCACUGCCUCCAACCCUCCCUCUUCCUCGUACCCCACUGGCAGCCCCAUCCCCACUGCCGGUGCUUCCACCGUCGCCGGCUCUGGCCUCUUCGCGGCCGUUGUCGGUGCCGCCGCCCUCUUCUUCGCUUAGGCGAUCACCCUUGGUUUUCUGUGUUAAUGAUUCAAAGCCGGGAUAUGGCCGAUUUGGCAAUCAUGAGGCGUGAACGUAACGGUUCGGUUGCAUAUGUACUUAAUUCCUAAUUGUAUUUAUGGCCUCGGAUGCCUAUGACAAAGCCAGCUUCAUUCGAAGUUCAUAUUUGCAAAAACUCCUUGAAACGCACAACUGUCUUCGGCUUCUUCCAAAUCGUGAAUGUUGCAUUUUCCCUCUCCCCCGCUCCCUUGUAGUCCCGGUGAUGUAUCUGGUUGGAUGUGUCGGUGCGCUUGGUGCAUGUGUGGUAGAUAGUUAAUUUAGCCCCUGAUACGUAAUUUCCGAUCCUUGUUUAGGAUCGCCGCGGUUUCUCCAACCUUGGCGAGGCGCGGUUAUCUUGCGCGUG
This is a messenger RNA of Annulohypoxylon maeteangense, 1269 nucleotides long. RefSeq lists its product as uncharacterized. The transcript has 2 exons. The coding region runs from base 171 to 866 and encodes 231 amino acids. The record is from RefSeq and is a predicted model, not a curated record. NCBI's taxonomy places the organism in Eukaryota, Fungi, Ascomycota, Sordariomycetes, Xylariales, Hypoxylaceae.